Messenger RNA from Misgurnus anguillicaudatus (oriental weatherfish), 5388 nucleotides. It is a transcript of the gene esrrga, whose product is annotated as estrogen-related receptor gamma a. The record is from RefSeq and is a predicted model, not a curated record. Gene Ontology annotation, biological process: regulation of DNA-templated transcription. Gene Ontology annotation, molecular function: steroid binding; zinc ion binding; nuclear steroid receptor activity. Gene Ontology annotation, cellular component: nucleus. NCBI's taxonomy places the organism in Eukaryota, Metazoa, Chordata, Actinopteri, Cypriniformes, Cobitidae.
GAACGAUCAACAUUUUUUCACACGAGAUGGGCAUACAUCAGGGACCACAGAUCCCAAAGGCUCCCGGCUAGUGACAGUUAGCUUCCAGUCCGGAGAUCCUGGCUCUCACUUCCUUGAAACGUGAUGCUUCUGUUUUUCAGUAAAGCAGCUCUUUUUUGCCGGCUUGCAAUAGAAGAUCUGUCUGCGCUGUGUACUAGUACACAAGCGGGGGAAACGAGCCGGCCAGCUUGCCCAGCAGCCUUUUUUCUCCCUCUCUCUCUCACUCUCCCUUUCUCUCUUUCCUCCCUCCUUUUCUAACCCUCACUUGCCAAGCCAGGGUCCUGCUUAAUGAUUUUGAGAGAAACGCACAGCCCCUGAUUCAGGCUAGCUGAGUGAACGCGAGCAGGCUUUUUUUGUUUGUGGUCGCUGCAUUGGGAAAGGGGAGGAAAAGCGAGAGGCAGCCGGCGGGCGGACGUCCUUGAAAACUGCACCAGAGAACUCUGUGAGGAAAGCCAGGAUCCAGCGUUCAGUCUUGAGGUCUGGGUUGCACUUUCGAGGUCACGUUCAGGUCUGGGCUCUCUGCAUUAAUCACCUCUUAUCAUCUUAGUUCCUGACUCGAGUCUCCAGAAGCAUUCCCAAGGUUGCACACCCUCACGACCCGCUCCUUGACCUGCUGGCCCUUUGGUAAAUGCUGGGAUCCUCUUCUUCUGCAAAUAAAUACAGCUGCUCUGCAGAAUGUCCAGCAAGGACCGCCACAUUGAGUCGAAUUGCCCCUCCUACAUCAAGACGGAACCUUCCAGCCCCGCCUCACUGACGGACAGCGUAAAUCACCACAGCCCCGGUGGCUCCUCAGACGCCAGCGGUAGCUACAGCUCCACCAUGAACGGCCACCAGAACGGUUUGGACUCGCCCACUCUUUACGGCCCAACAGGUGCUCUGGGUCCCAACGGGGCCGGAGCUAAACGCUAUGAGGACUGUUCCAGCACCAUCACAGAGGACUCACAGAUCAAAUGCGAGUACAUGCUCAACUCCAUGCCCAAACGCCUGUGUCUGGUGUGCGGAGACAUCGCGUCCGGUUACCACUACGGCGUUGCCUCCUGCGAGGCCUGCAAGGCCUUUUUCAAGAGGACCAUUCAAGGAAACAUCGAGUACAGCUGCCCUGCCACCAAUGAAUGUGAGAUCACCAAACGCAGGAGGAAGUCCUGCCAAGCCUGCCGCUUUAUGAAGUGUCUGACGGUUGGCAUGAUGCGAGAAGGGGUUCGGCUGGACCGCGUGCGCGGAGGCAGACAGAAGUAUAAACGCCGGAUAGAUGCGGAGAACAGCCCUUACCUGAACCCUCAGCUGGCUUUGCCGCCCAAAAAGCCAUUCCCCUUUGGCUGCCUUGCAGAUAACAAGAUUGUGUCUCACUUGCUGGUGGCGGAGCCCGAGAAGAUCUACGCCAUGCCUGACCCCACCGUGCCCGACAGCGACAUCAAAGCCUUGACUACGCUUUGUGACCUGGCCGACAGAGAACUGGUGGUCAACAUCGGCUGGGCCAAACAUAUCCCAGGGUUUUCCACGCUGUCGUUGGCAGAUCAGAUGAGUCUUCUGCAGAGCGCUUGGAUGGAGAUCCUGAUCUUGCGCGUGGUGUACCGCUCGCUUUCUUUUGAGGACAAGCUGGUAUACGCCGAGGACUACAUCAUGGAUGAGGACCAGUCAAAACUGGCCGGCCUGCUGGACCUAAACAAUGCAAUCCUGCAGCUGGUGAAGAAGUACAAAACCAUGAAGCUGGAGAAGGAGGAGUUCGUCACUCUUAAAGCUAUAGCGCUCGCUAACUCGGAUUCCAUGCAUAUAGAGGACGUGGAAGCCGUGCAGAAGCUCCAGGACGUGUUGCACGAGGCCCUGCAGGACUAUGAGGCGGGCCAGCACGCAGAUGAUCCGCGCCGGGCCGGCAAACUGCUCAUGACCCUACCGCUGCUCCGGCAAACAUCCACCAAGGCCGUGCAGCACUUCUACAGCAUUAAACAGGACGGCAAAGUGCCCAUGCACAAACUGUUUCUGGAGCUGCUGGAGGCCAAGGUCUAACUCCGCCCCCUGCAUCAUAAUGAGCAAGUUGGAGGGUUAUGUCGCUGACUCCGCCCCUUCACCCAGGCAGAUAAUGAUGACUAACUCUCUGCCACUGUUUUUUUGUCUAUAAACUUUAUCAAAUAAUAACUAAAAAACAUAAUGGUACUCUAAUUACUGACAAUGAUACCUUAAUAUAAGAAUGAUUUAAAAUGUGAUUGAAAUGAAAAAAUGACACAGCAGUGGGACUUCAAAGCAGCUGUCGAUUCGUUCCUCUCCGUUUUUUGUGCUACGGACAUUUUGUUGCUUUUCAAAAGAGAAAUUCUGGAGCCGAGAAUGACCAGCCCUGCCAAAGGAAGGAGGUCCACCCAGUGGACACCAGCAAGCGAAACUUUCCCCAAACUUUACCGUCCGACUUUCAUUUUGCUAACGGAUUUGUCCCUCUUUUGUGACUACUGUAUGUGCAGUAUUACAUUAGCGGCGCUCGGAGCAGUUUAACGAAACGAUAGCCAAACAGAGAUUUGAAAAAGCUGCUCCUCACCAUUUUUUCACCAUGUGGAUUGAUCAUGUGUGUGUGUGUCACUCGUUGUUUUCUUUCAAGUCUUCCAAACCUCUUUUAACGGUUUCAUUGUUAUAUUUUCAGGGAUUAUCCUAAUGCUUUAGUCUUUCAUGCAAUACGAAGGAGAACUUGCAGUGGACUCAUUUAUUUAUUUAUUUUAUUACGUUGUAUUUUUAAAAGGUGUAAAUAUAUGGUACGGUCAUCGGACACUAUAUUUCCUCGUAUGAUGUUAAUAAUUGAUCUUUACGUUUUUCUACCGACCGCCGUGUUUUGUAAUUACGAAUCACGGUGACUAAAACCUGCUAUCUUCUCUAAGCAAUAGAUGUUUAAAAAGUGGAGAUGUAAAUGUAUGCAAAAAAAUUUCUUAGUGCCACACUUGCUUGAGAAAACGCUCUUUCGCUCUUUUCCGUCCGCGCUUGUCAUAAGAUGAUAGAUUACAUACGUGAUAUGGCCAGAAGGACCAUUAUCUCCAGCAAAUUAUAUAUGCAUAUAUACAUAUUAACUUCAGGCUCUAAAUUCAAUCGAUCAUAUUUCAUACGUAUUUGAACUUUGUUAAGCAAAAUAGCACUUAGGGAAGACGUCUCCACGAACAGACGAAGAAACGACGUAGGUUUAGUUUCACGAAUGGUGCCAGAGAUAUCAUAAUGUGAUGUAAUCUUCUUCCAAAUGACAUCUGAAUAUCAAAGCGAGCAAUCCACAGAAAUAUGUCAGUAUUAGUAUGGGGUAUUUUCUGAAUAUUCUUAAGCAUUGUAUAUUGUAAAUUUUAACAGAUUAUAAAUCUAACCUAAGACAUUUUAUUGGAACAGAUCAAAGAAAAAAAGAACGAAAUGACAAAAAAAAUGUAGUUCAGCUUCUUGGUGUUUCAUGUCUGCUUAAAUCUGUUUUUUCCCCUUCCUCCGUCACAUGCAAAAUAUGUAGUGUAAUACCCAUGGUGAUCACAGGUCUCGCUGUUUAGUAUGCUUUUAUUUAUUUUAUUCGUUUAUUUUUUUUUUCUUUAUUUCAGACAGGGUAGAAUAAUAGACAAUACUGGAUGUAUCAAUCCUCAGGAGCAAAUAAUUAUGGGUUUUCAAAUUACUUUCCGGGAAAAACCUGAAAAAAGACUCUGCUAGAUCAACGGAUCAACGAUCAAUAUAAUCAAUGCUGAUAUAUAACAGAUAUUUAAAAUCAAGUACACUAUAUGUACAAGAGACCAUCCGUGUGAUUCCUAUCAUAUAGACUAACAUUGUGUAUCAUAGGUUACAAUGAAAACAUGCUUUGAAAUAUUUCUUAUUUUCUCAUUUUUGUCCUGAUCUUUUCCUUUUUUUUUUACAAAAUGCUGUACAUAGGGCCUUCCAUGCUGAACUCCAUUGGUAUAAAUAUAUAUAUAUAUAUAUAUAUAUAUUGACACUUUAAGGUUGCAAAGGGAAGAACCAUUUUUGUUCAUUUUGGUGUAAGAUCGGUUUUCAAAAGUAUCACUUUGAAUCUGUGUGCUUAAUAAAAUGAAAAAGAAAAAAACAAUGAUGAAAGGGCAGAUCAUUUUUUAAAUAAAACGGGUAUGGGGGUUUUAGUUGCGUCUUGUUGUAUAAAUACACUGUAUCUACCAUUAUCUAUUUCAAAACUUUAAUGUGCUUUGGAAAGGUUAGUGUAAAGUGACUUUUUGAAAUUUUACCGCUCAUGGAAACUCAUCAGAUGGUAAAAAGAUGGGGUGAGUUUUGCUGUUAAGAAAAAGUUGGCACUUUCAAUAUUUCACGUGAACAAUUCCUGGCAAAGAGGUGCUGUUUUUUCUCUGUGAUUUUGUUUUUUAUUUUUGUUCUUUUGUUUUUUGUCUUUCAAAUGAGUUAUAUAAUUUAUUUAGUCUUUGUGUAACUUCAUGACAGUAAAAUCAAGAUUUAAGUCUUCAAGAUAUUCAUUUUUUCAAGCUAUUGCCACAAAACGAAAAACAAUGCGAUAUGUUUUUAUUAAGUACCACGUAAUUUUGAACAAAAUGAAAAUCCGUCACUGUAAAAAAAAUGCAGCAUUUUUGUCAAAUCAACAUAUAUUUAUGUUACUUUAACUUAACAAAUUCAACUUUUUUAAGUUAGAACUUAAAAUAGUAGGUUAAAUUGACUUGCAAAACCAAGUUGUUUUAAAUUCAUGCUGCAUUUUUUUCUCUCAAGACACUCAUUUAUUCAGCAUUAAAGUGCAACUGAGACGUAACCAUGACUAUCUUUUUUUAGAGAUAUUUUCAUAUUUAACUCAACUUGACGAAACAACGUACGUUGUACGUUAUAAUUAAAUUAAGCGAAAAUUCUGUAUCUAUUGGACUAUUUUGCAAAUUCUAGGAUAAUAGAAUAAAUAAUGAUCAAUUGUACAAACAGCUGCUAUUUUUCAAUGUUAAAGAGGUUAUAGAUAUCGGUUGUAUUUAUUCACGUAUCGACAUGUCUGCCAAAUGUAUCUAGACUUUUCGGCAGUCUAACACAGAAACUCCGAUCGGCUUUGAUCCAGAAAACUGAAAGGGAAAGCAUUUGAAAAGCUUAAUAUAAUAAUAUUUUUUUCAACCCAGGAGUUGCUGAUACGACCUGUAGUGAGAACCAUGUCUGUAGUUUUUAGAUGUGCUCCACAUCGGUAAAACUAAUACUUGUAUAUUUUUGUGAUGUGCAUCAUUACAGUGUGCUCCAACCAAUAUGUCCAUUUGUGUAAAUGUAUUUAUUUUACAUUGUAUAUAUUGUUCAAUGCAAAAAGAGAGACCUAUGAUUCUGUAACUACGAUCAGUUCAGAUGUGUAACUCCAAUUAUGCCUUUCAGGAUAAUAGUAGAGCAAUAUUAAACAUGCUUCCAGUUUUGACUCAG